GUAUGCAAAGGUUAAAACAGUAAAUAGAAUACGCGCCUGUCUAGCACGAUCUACAAUUUGAUGUAAUUAUAUAUAUUUUGUAUAGUUGAUUGGUAAGAGAAACAAGUAUUAAAGAAGCGUUGAGCUUAAUUCUUUUACAGAAAAGAAGAAGAAGAAAAAACUUGUUGAUUUGCAAAAAUGGGUGUAUUGGUGAAGCUGAUCGAUGCGAUUAUGUUAAUGUUCUUUAUAGUGAUAGCAGUAGGAGCUCCGUUAAUCGAUUCGCAGACGAUUCUUCCGGCGAGUCUGUUCCCGGAAGUGUUAAUCAACCUGAAGAAGUGGUACGCUCAUGAGUAUGGUGACUAUCUUUUCACAGAGAAGCCGCAUUUCUUUGUAGGUCUGGUUUGGCUGCAGCUCCUAUUUCAAUGGCCUCUUUCUCUUCUUAAUAUGUACGCUAUUUUGGCUUCCAAAUCUUGGUUCCCCACUACCUCCUUGAUCUAUGGCGUCUCCAUCUUGACCUCCACGGUUGCUAUUUUAUCAGAAAUGAUAAGGUCUGGGAAAGCAUCCGAUAAGCUCCUAAUGAUGUACUGGCCUUUCUUUGGAUUUGCAAUAUUGGCAACGCUGCGCGGUCUACUACCACAAUCCGGCAAGACUGCGUCAACCGUUGGCAAGAAACCUGCAUUGCCUAGGAAAAAGAGAGUGUGAAACCAUAGCCUAGUUUACUAACUAGUGGAGUAAAGUUUCUUGUAAUCCUUACCAUUGUUGUUUUCAGUGCUCCAUAUUGUGCUCCCUAGUUUAUUGCGGUUGAUGUAUUCCAAUUUUGAUGCUUAGUUGAUGAAGAUGAGGGAUUCUUUUUUAUGGUCAAAAUCAUUGUUUUCUCCACUUUACUAUUGCAUUGUAUGAACUCAACCACUCAAAAUAAAUAAGGAUUGGAGAUGAAUUUCUUUAAUCUGAAAUUUCUCAA
This is a messenger RNA of Humulus lupulus (European hop), 940 nucleotides long. RefSeq lists its product as uncharacterized. The coding region runs from base 178 to 681 and encodes 167 amino acids. NCBI's taxonomy places the organism in Eukaryota, Viridiplantae, Streptophyta, Magnoliopsida, Rosales, Cannabaceae. Gene Ontology annotation, cellular component: endoplasmic reticulum. The record is from RefSeq and is a predicted model, not a curated record. The transcript has 2 exons.